This is a messenger RNA of Lytechinus variegatus (green sea urchin), 1797 nucleotides long. Its product is annotated as protein nanos-like. Gene Ontology annotation, molecular function: zinc ion binding; mRNA binding. NCBI's taxonomy places the organism in Eukaryota, Metazoa, Echinodermata, Echinoidea, Temnopleuroida, Toxopneustidae. Gene Ontology annotation, biological process: negative regulation of translation; oogenesis. The transcript has a single exon. Bases 23 to 682 code for a protein of 219 amino acids. Gene Ontology annotation, cellular component: perinuclear region of cytoplasm. The record is from RefSeq and is a predicted model, not a curated record.
CUUUAAGUCUUUAAUCUGAUGUAUGUUGUCAUUUCAUCUUGAACUAGCGAACGAGGACACUCGAACCAAUAAUAAUCCGUACUCUGUUACAAUGUUCGAUCCAUUCCAAGACUACUUUGGCCUGAGUGGGCUAUUGUCCAACUGCAAACUAAAUGGAGAUUUCAAAAACUCUAGUCAUUUGCACACCGAUGAUUUCAACUCUAAUGGAGUCGAUGUUCCUGUCACUAACCCGGCAAUGGGCGAUCUGAACAACAACGUAGUGUCAAAUGCAAGCACAGCUGGGUUCCUACCUCUGAACGUCGAUAUUACCGAACUUUCGAAAGUGAUGAGAGGAGCGGGCCGACGCCCCAAUGGCAGAUCACUGGGUACGGCAGCCCGGCCACCGUCAUGGUGCGUGUUUUGUAAAAACAAUGGUGAAAGUGAGUUGGUCUACGCCAGCCACAAGUUGAAGUCCGAGGAUGGCAUCACUACCUGCCCAAUACUAAGGGCGUACACCUGUCCGCUCUGUGGGACGAAUGGGGACCGCGCCCACACCAUCAAAUACUGCCCGGUCAAUAAGGCCAAGGAGGAUGUCGGACCAGGUACCAUCGGACAGACGUCGCAAUAUCGUACGCCACGCACAUCAACCGGUCGAAGACGAACCUCCAGCAUCAGUAAUGCCAGCACCAGCGGCUUCAACUAGUUACGCUUUCGCCACUUCGGUCACGAUGGGAUUGUAAUGUAACUUAGUAUGGACCGGAUUUGUUUCAAGUUGAUUCAACGCAUCUUUGGAAGGUCGGAGAGUGAUUGGAAUUUUCUCUUUUUUGUUAAUCCUGGAUCUUGCCAGCGGAUUUUUUUUUCUUAUGUAAACUUGUGUCAAGAAGCUGUAACUGACGCUCUGAACUUUUGAAGUGGAUUGUGUUCACAGCUAUUGUGCCUUAUUUUUCAUUGUACGAAAGUGUGAAUAAUUAAUCAUGUCAAUGAUGUCAUUCUUAAGUUAUGCUCAACGUAAAAAAUCGACUCCAGCAGAGUCCAGUGCAGUGCUACAUGCUGACAUUGACAUUUAUUUUAGCUGGACUGUAUACUUAUAGACUUUAAUUGAAAUGUGAUUUUGUUGUGAAGGCAAGCCGUUUUUUUUUAUGGAAAUGGCUUUUUUACCUAUUGAAUGUAUAUUUAAGGAGUGAGCUUUCAUUGACAUGGGCCAUGCCAUUUCUUUGUUUGAAUCUAAAAUACUUGGUAUUGAGUCAAUAUUAAUGGCUGCAAGGUAAUGCAGACAUUAACAGUUCUCAUGCUAUUGUGAGAAUUAUUUUUUAAGUAGGUUUAUGUAUUUAAAAUGGAAUUUCAAUUCAUUUAUUUGAACUUAUGUAUUAUGUAUAUUUUUAGAUCAAUAUUAACAAAUUACCAUGUUAAAUGGCGAAUUAUGUAUCGAUUGUGAUUAUAUUGAUCAGAUUAAGACAUUGACUGAUAAUUUUUAAAAUGUACAAACAUUUUAAGAUGGAUGUAGUUAAUAUCUUUAGUGCACAAACAUUUUUAGUAGAUUGACUUGAGGUAGAAUUUGAGGUAGAACUUGUUAUGCCCCUGCAGUUAUGGUAGUAAUAUUAGAUACCUAUUAUGUAAAUGAAAGUUCUACAAUCAUAAUGGAUUCUUUUAAUCUUAAAGGAACUUGCCAUUUUUAUUUAUACAUGCUUUUUAUGUUACUUAAUGGUUAAGGAUGAACCUUAAUUAUUUACCUUCAAUCUGUCAUUGUUUCCAAGUGGGAAGCCAGAAAGUACUGAAUAUGUUUUAAUAAUAAUAGUACAGAUGUACUUGUUUUUGUAA